AAGGUCAGAACUGACAUUGUCAUGGCAAAAUAAAUACAAUUUUUGAGUGUUUUGGGUCUAAAAGUCCCAACCAAAAUACGAUAGAAUCCUGUAGGAAAUUUGUAGUAUUUCGCAUAUAAUGCGUAGAGGUAUGCCCAAUGCUGAUAAUAAAUUUAGACACGACGCAUCGAAAACUGACAAGCACACUUUAGGCAACUUAGAUUUGUUAAAUUUACGUUUUAGUUCACCUCCUGAUAAGUUUAAGAACAAGCUAGAAAAGGAAGCGGCUUCCGGAGACAAUCGACUCCCAGAGAAAACCAAAUUAAGACACUCGUUCCAAAGACUCAACUUGGGGGAAUCCAAGUUGUGCAAAGAUUAUGCUCAGACUAAAACAACUCGUAAACCGACGACAGCGAGAGUAGACCCAACAAUCGACGAUUUUUUACUGCCACCGGGAAAACGAAACUCAAGAGAAUUCAGCUCGAGCAGAUCAACGUUUCAGUUAAGUAGCGCAGGUGACGCCGGAAAUUUCCCGUUUAAGGUUACCCCCAGUGGGAAUUUAAAAGUCAAUUCGCAGCAGGUCGUUUUCGAGUCGAAAAAGCUCAGUGUUUUAGUGGCAAACCCGGAACGCACCCAAAUCAAGAUAUACUCGGACGAGUCCAGCGAUAAAAUACCGAAAAAAAUGGCCUACGGUUCCGGGGAAUUCACCCGGAAUUCGGCCAUGGACGCCAUCUUGAGCCAAGUGACUGGGGGCGAGAUUUCCGGUCUGGGCUCCAUUAUCGGGGACACCCCCGCCCGGAGCAUGAAUAAGGUAUCAUCCGAGUACGAAAGCAAACAAACUUCGGAAAUCUUGGACCCGGAGUUGAACCUCUGCCGGCUGGGGUACACCGGAAGCGAGCCGAUCGACUGGAACAAGGUCACCCUUCCCGAGAAGAAAGACCUGUAUUUGGAAUUGUGUAAACGUAUCACCAAUAAAAGAAAUGCGGACUGUAAGGUGCACAUUGGGCGAGAAGAAUUUAGCUGUCACCUCGUUGUCUUGCAGUGUUACUCUGAGCUUUUCGACGGCUACAUUGCAAUAAAGAAGGUGGAAAUUCCGGCUGAAAAAUGCAGUGCGGCUUCGUUCGCUUUCAUUUACGACUGGAUGGUGAGCGAGGACCAGUCUUAUAAAUACCUGACUCGGGAGAAUGUGCUCGAUAUUUUCAAUUCAGCGAAAUAUUUGAAAAUUAAAGAUUUGGUCGAGCAGUGCUGGGCGUUUGUCGACAAUUGCGAGGUUUUCAACGAAGACACGGCUUUUCUUCUGUACGUGAACGCGAAACAGAAGCGCCUUGAAGAAGUCCACGAGUUGAUGGUGCCGCGUAUCCAGGACUUCUUCCUGAUUUUGGUCAGUUCGCAGGACUGGCUCGAACUGGGAGUGGAGGACGUUAAGAAUUUGCUCAGCUCGAACUAUAUCAGGAUCAACUGCGAGAUGGAGGUGUUCAUGUCCGCAGUCAGGUGGCUCAAGUACGACUGGGCCAACAGGGAUAAGUACAAGUAUGAAGUGCUCAAGUGCGUCAGAUUCGGAAACAUAGCCGCUUGGCAACUUGUUGAUAUCAAGCGCAAUCCCGAAAAUCCCGAAUUUAUGGAGUUAGCCAAAGACCCAGCCAUUUGCAAGCUCAUCGAUGACGGGCUGGCGUUUGUGAUCAUCAAGCACUGGUACGACCACGACAACGACGACUUCCAGCACUGGAACUCGGUCCUGGGGCUGCAGGAGCCGCCGGCCAGGAACUGGAGCGGGCUGGACAAGACGUACUUCACGUACCGCGAGUUCUUGAUCUACUUGGACCAGUACCGCCGGAAUCAGUUGAUUGAGAAGAGCAAGCCUCGCAUGAACCACGAGAAGAAACUGGGGGCGCCUUCCGGCACGGUGAUGUCGCCGGAGGAGCCGGUGCCCAGCAUGGAAGAUUUUUUGUCGAAGAAGAAAGCGUUACGAAUGCAACGCAAGCCGGUGAUUGUCCAGAGGGUGGAAGUCAGGCAAGGAGUGCAUUUUGACAAUUUCGAAGACGAUGAAGUUAGGAAUGUGCAAAGGAUGUUUACGCCGUCUCAGAACUCGCUAGCUUUGACGUCCCUCAAUCGAUUGAGUACGUCUUUUCUCAGUCCGCAGCCUAAAAAACUGCUCGUAGAGUCGACACUGUUCCAAGCCGAAAGGGAAACGAUUUUAGUUUUUGGCGGGAUUAAUCCGUACGCAAAUUAUGGUGAGCCGAGAAAUACGGGAAAUAAUAUUUUUCGGUACUUACCGGACUCCAAUAUGUGGGAACAUGUCGGUACUAUGCCCGAACCGAGGAACCAUCACGGGGUCGGCUACCUCAAGGGGAGGAUUUAUUUAGCAGGCGGUACCGACCCCAGACCCGACGACUUGCGCGGCAAAUCUCGAGUAGUUGACACAGUUUGGAGCUUCGACCCCACAACCCGAGCCUGGUUCAGCGAAACCAGUCUUGGUAUGAAACGUCGAAAUUUUGGACUGGUGGUACUCCAAAAAAACAUGUAUGUGAUUGGAGGUUGCAACGAUAAGUUCGAAUCGUUGAAUUCUGUCGAAAAAUUCGACCCCAGAGAAGGCGUUUGGAAGUUUAUGGCACCCAUGCAUUACGCCAGGGCCGGACUUGCCUGUGCCAAGUACCGGAAUUUCAUUUGGGCGGCCGGUGGUACCGCCGACCUAAAACGAAACCUUAUGCUAGAUGUUGUGGAAAGUUACGACGUGAGGAGUAACCAAUGGACCAAAAUUAAGAAACUCAUUUCGCCACGAUGUUUCGGUUGUUUGUUUGUCAUGGCAGAUAAUCUGUAUUUGAUCGGUGGUACCGGUCAGAAACAGAAAGAGUUUAAAUCAACGACCAGUGUUGGGCUUGUGGAUGUUUGGGAUACUUCGAAUAUGUCGUGGCGGACCAUCAUGGGCAUGACUAUACCACGACAUGGUCAUGCUGUUGCGUAUGUUGGUACCCAGAUUUUUAUCAUGGGUGGUGUCACAACCAUUUAUAUGAGAUGUCUAUCCAACAUUGAGUGUUUUUGUUGGAAGCGAGGUGCUUGGAUAAGGGGCAUUGCCGAUUUACCGGUGACCUUAUCAGGUCACGCUGCUAUCACUCUUCCUCCCGCCAUGCUAAUUUCAAACGAAUAAGUGAUAAAAACAGGAAACAAUAUUUGAUGAAUUAAAGAUUCCUGUCGUGGGCGUUGAAUGAGUGCGGCAUCUGAUUGGGAGAUGGCGCCGCGCUACUUGAAGUACUUUUACACCAUAACCAUAGUUUAGCUUUA
Molecule: messenger RNA, 3258 nt
Organism: Tribolium castaneum (red flour beetle)
Lineage: Eukaryota; Metazoa; Arthropoda; Insecta; Coleoptera; Tenebrionidae
Exons: 16
Coding region: 119-3124 (1001 amino acids)
Molecular function (GO): protein binding
Source: RefSeq, a predicted model, not a curated record